Messenger RNA from Coccinella septempunctata (seven-spotted ladybird), 1324 nucleotides. RefSeq names its product ubiquilin-3-like. Lineage: Eukaryota; Metazoa; Arthropoda; Insecta; Coleoptera; Coccinellidae. Bases 77 to 1243 code for a protein of 388 amino acids. Gene Ontology annotation, molecular function: polyubiquitin modification-dependent protein binding. The record is from RefSeq and is a predicted model, not a curated record. The transcript is spliced from 4 exons. Gene Ontology annotation, biological process: ubiquitin-dependent protein catabolic process. Gene Ontology annotation, cellular component: cytosol.
ACGACAACCUUGACAGAAGCUGUCGUAAGAUCAUAAAAGCGUCAAAAUUCAACCAAAAUUCUCCAAAUACCGAAUAAUGGGCGAUGAAACCAGCCAAGAAAAAGACGAAUCAGAGGAAGAAUCCAAGACCAUAAACGUAACUGUCAAGACGCAAAAAGACACCCAGAGCCUUGAAGUCGCCGAAGAUACCCUUAUCUCCACUUUUAAAGAAAUGAUCGCGCCUAAAUUCGACGCCAUUCCUGAGCACCUUCUUCUGAUCUUCGCUGGAAAGGUGAUGAAAGAUCAGAUGACCUUGAAACAGCACAACGUUCAGAACGGUUUCACUAUACAUCUGGUGAUCAAGGCAGUUCCCCCGCCAAAUGCGACGAACGAAUCUCAAGGCUUGCCAAGGGCUUCUAGUAGCUUCGCCAACAUUGACCAGAGUCCCCUCAUUGGUCUGGCCGGUAUCGGCGGGUCGAACAGCCCAUUUCUAGGUCCAAUCCUGUUGGAUGAGAAUACUGUAAGAGCAAUUUUGACACAAAUACCCCAGAUCCAAGCUCUGGUCGAAGCCAAUCCAGAAUUCAGCCAGAUCAUCAACAACCCAGAACUGAUCCGUCAGACUAUAAACAUGGCCACAAACCCAUCGCUGAUGCAAGAAGUAAUGCGACAGCAGGACAGAGCUCUGAGUAACAUCGAAAGCCUGCCUGGAGGUACACAGAUACUGGAACAGAUGUUCAGAAACGUGCAGGAGCCGAUGAUGGAUGCAGUCGACGAGAGUCUCCGUCCCAACCCUUACGCGUCCAACGACGGCAACGCGACGGGGGUCCAGCAGCAGGGCGCAGAGAACAGGGAUGCGCUUCCCAACCCCUGGACGUCAGAAAGAAACGCCGAAAACGCCCCCGUUUCGAAUACGACCGCGGCGAGGCCGUCGGCGCCCACCAACUUGACUAAUUUGAUUCAGCAAAUUAUGCUCAAUACCGAAUACGAUCAAAACAUCUUGCCAGGGAUGAACAAUAACGUCACCCCCGAAACGAACUACGCAGCACAGACAGACAGACUGAUGGAUUUGCUCUCUAGGAUGCGCGAGAGCAGCCAGCCGAACAGUGCCGCCUACGAGGAACGGUACAGGAGCGAACUGGACCAGCUCGCCUCGAUGGGUUUCGACAAUCGCGAGGCUAACCUGAGAGCCCUAAUUUUGAGUUUUGGCGACGUCACAGCUGCCGUCGACAAGCUGUUGAGCCAGAAUCUUGGCGGCUUGCAGUGAUGAUGAAUUAUGUCGGUUUUAUGAUUACGUUCAGAUGUUUUUAUGGUGAUUGUAUCGAAAAUAGAUUUUAUUCAGUUUUGA